AUGGAAAUGAUUACCCAAUGUCUUAUUAUUGAUAAGAUUUCAAUGCUUUCUAGGAAGUUGUUUGAACAGUUAGAGUUUGUAUGUCGGAAUAUACCGAAUAGUUCUUUGAUUUUUGGUGGAAAGCAAGUAAUAGUGGUUGUGGAUUUCUUCCAGUUGCCACCUGUUCCAGAUUAUUUGAAAAUGGACUCUGGAGAAUACUACAUGAAUUCAAAAAUUUCACAAAUACAAAUAAAGCAGGAAACAUUCACUGUUUUCAGUUACAUUGACAGUAAAGUAAUAGCUUCUAGAAGACAGUUUCAUUCAUACCUUGCGUUUACCAUUACUAUACACAAAGCACAAGGACUUACUUUAGACAGAGUUGAGUGUAGCUAUUAG
Molecule: messenger RNA, 375 nt
Organism: Mytilus californianus (California mussel)
Lineage: Eukaryota; Metazoa; Mollusca; Bivalvia; Mytilida; Mytilidae
Product: ATP-dependent DNA helicase PIF2-like
Exons: 4
Coding region: 1-375 (124 amino acids)
Biological process (GO): telomere maintenance; DNA repair
Molecular function (GO): DNA helicase activity
Source: RefSeq, a predicted model, not a curated record